Cyprinodon tularosa is the source of this 3394-nucleotide messenger RNA. It is a transcript of the gene lemd3, whose product is annotated as LEM domain containing 3. The coding region runs from base 29 to 2416 and encodes 795 amino acids. NCBI's taxonomy places the organism in Eukaryota, Metazoa, Chordata, Actinopteri, Cyprinodontiformes, Cyprinodontidae. The transcript is spliced from 13 exons. Gene Ontology annotation, molecular function: chromatin DNA binding. Gene Ontology annotation, biological process: negative regulation of BMP signaling pathway; nuclear envelope organization. The record is from RefSeq and is a predicted model, not a curated record. Gene Ontology annotation, cellular component: nuclear inner membrane.
UCAGACAUUUUUUUUCCCCCCUCCAAAGAUGGCGUCGACGCAGAUCACUGACGAGGAGCUUUUUUCCCAGUUGAAGUUCUAUGGAUUCAGUCCCGGUCCGGUGACCGAAAACACGCGUCCGGUUUACCUGAAGAAGCUGAAGAAGUUUCUGGAGGAGCAGCAGCAGCGGGAGCAGCGGGGGAAAGGCCGCGGCGGCAGCACGGGGGCACCGAGGCCAGGUAGACAUGACGUCAGGCGCCUGAGCUCCGGCAGGAGACCGGGCCUUAAGUCCUCCGUCCUCGGCUUCAGCUCCGACGAAUCAGACGCCGAGACGCCGCUGAAAAGGACGGCUCUGGAUCACACGAAACGAACCGGUCGGAACCAGAACCAGCCGCCGGUGGAGGCGAACAGGAAGGCUGCCCUGAAAGGCGAUUCAUUGCCGGCGCCAGACGGACAGCCGGCCGCCGCGCUGGGCCGGGGAACCGGGAACAGAUCCCGGCCUGAUGGCGAAGAGCUGAGCGACGAGGAGGAGCCGAACUCCCGCCCUGUUAACGGCCGCCGCUCCGCUCCUCUCAGCUCUAGCAAACUAGCCGGAGACUACUCCGAUUCAGAGGAGGAGGAGGAGGUCGGGGCCCCUGGAGGCCUGGAGCCAGACCGGAGGAGCUUAGAGCUGCGGCGGAUCUCCACCGCGGGGCCCUUUGGCCCCCAUGCAGACGGCAGAGGGUCCAGAGGGAAGAACUUUUCUCCGCCUGGGAGCAGAUCUAUGGCUGGGGGCAGAGAGGAGGACGGGGAGAGGAUGAGGAGGGCAGACCUGGAGGCAUCGGGGGGGUCUGGGCGCCACAUGUUCCCCAGGAAGCCCCUCUACGUCCCCCUGGACCCCCAGAGCAGGCCCUGUGAGAACAACCAUGUGAACAGUGAGGAGGGGCCCCCCAGGAGGAGCAGCGCGGGGACCAGGCAGCGCUUCCCCGCCUACCGCAGCCCGGCCCCUGGGGGCUUCUCCAACCACAGCCCGCUGCCAAACCACGCAGGCCCCAAAAAGAAGGUGUCCGCCCCUGAGGAUGAUCUGCUGCUGCAGUUCCACCGGGAGGGCCAGGGCCCCUCUGGGAGCUUCAGCGCCCACUACCUGUCCAUGUUCCUGCUCACCGCCGCCUGCCUCUUCUUCCUCCUGCUCGGCCUCCUCUACAUCCGGAUGAGGGGCUCCGGGGCCCCUGGAGGAGAGGGACUCAUUAAAAGCCAUCCCUUCGGGAGCGACUUCGACGCCUCCUACGAUGAGGCUGAGAGAGAAGUGAUCCUGAAGCUGCUGCUCAGUCUUCAUGACCACCUGGCCGUCGUUGCUGGUCACCAUGACUGUGGAGACCAGCGGUUUCCCAACAGGAGUCUGUCCAGAGAGAAGGUGGCAGAAUAUUUGGAGGCCCAGGAUGGAGCCUUUAAAGGUUUUAUUGAUGUUUCUCUGGAGUGGAUCAUCAGAACCAAUCAGGAUGUUGGGAUCAGGCUUAGCGGAUCAGAUGAUCCGGUGACGGACGUGUCGGAGAUCUCCUGGUUAGAAUCCACUCAUCCCAGGAUGCCGUUCGCCUGCCGCUUCCGCAGAGCCUUUCUCUCAGUCGUGAGCAAAGUGGUCCUGGUGGUCGUUGUCGUAGGCUUGGCGUGGAGCGCCGUGUGCUACGUGAAGCACCGCUGGAGGAGGGAGGAGGAGGAGACCAGGCAGAUGUACGACAUGGUGGAGAGGAUCAUCGAUGUGCUCAGGACCCACGGCGAGGCCUGCCAGGAGAACCGGGACCUGGAGCCGUAUCUGCCCAUCCCUCACGUCAGAGACUCGCUGCUCCAGCCUCAGGAUCGGAGGAAGAUGAAUACGGUCUGGAAUCGAGCCGUGAAGUUCCUCUCUGCCAACGAGUCCAGGAUCCGAACGGAGACCCAGACCAUCAAGGGAGCAGACUUCCUGGUGUGGCGGUGGAUCCAGCCGUCCCUCAGCUGCGACAAAUCCAAAGUGUGGCAGGGAAAAGCUUUCCCUCUGGACCGCAGGAAUUCUCCGCCAAACAGCCUGACGCCGUGUCUGAAGAUCAGGAACAUGUUUGACCCGGACAUGGAGGUCGGGGACAGCUGGGACGUGGCCAUCCAGGAAGCCAUCCUGGAGAAAUGCAGCGACAACGACGGCAUCGUCCACAUUUCUGUAGACAAGAACUCUAAGGAGGGCUGCGUCUACGUGAAGUGUCUGUCUGCAGAGCACUCUGGGAAGGCCUUCAAAGCGCUGCACGGCUCCUGGUUCGACGGUAAGCUGGUGACGGUCAAGUAUCUGCGUCUGGACCGGUACCACCAGCGCUUCCCGCAGGCCCAGGGCUGCAGCACCCCCCUGAGGGCUUCCAGCUCGCACCAGAACGCCACCAACGCCGUGUCCCACCAAUCGCAACACGGGCCCCCGAACUCCUCAGGCUUCUCAUGAGGGGCCGCGCUGUGGGUGGCCCCUCCUGUAUCAUAGAACUGACAGCGGUGCAGAGCUUCUUUUUAUACUUCAAGUGUCAUAGAGUUUAAAACAAAGUAUAUGGAGUAUUUAUUACUUUGGUUCUGUUCCACGGCUCCCUGCCGGGGCGGAGCGGGGGGCGGGGCGGGGCCCGGCGCUCGCUCCGCAUCUGGCUUCAUUCGGGAAAAUCUCUGCUGGGAUCGCUUCUCAAAAACGCAGCAGAUAAUCCGGACGUCUGCGGCUCAACCCAGAGAUUAUGCAUCAGCAGAGGUCCAUCGCCGUGGCAACAGAUGAAAUGAAGCCACUCGGUUGGUUCGCGUGUGUGAGACCUGUUCACUGUCUCCUGCAGGUCCCACUCCACCUCCUUCACUAUUAUUUCUACUGGAUUUAUUAUAGUUCUUUCGUAGCGGACUAAAUGAGCGCCGUGGUCAGAGUGUCCACCUCAGACCGGUUCGCUCCGGUUCCAUCGGGCAGGAUUAAACACUGCACCCAUCGCUGCCUGCUGCACCUUUAUAUUACUGCAACAUAACGACAGGAGCUGAUUAUUUUACUGCUAAUGAGUAUGGAUUCAGUUCUUUCUAUGUAGAUUUGUUCAUAUAGUUUGUUUUCCUUUGCUGGCAGCAGCGACCGUCUGCUGCAGAUCAUCCAACUGUGCCUUAAAACGUGCUUUUCUGAAGUGGCACCAGAGAAUGUACCGGAACUAGAACACCAUGAGAUUUUUUAGAGGAUAAACCAGGCAGACGCAUAGUUAUAGUUUGGAAUCUUGGAAAGUUGGCAUUUUGUAGAAGUUUCCUUUGAUAUUAAACCAAAAGGUUCUAUUUAUUUUCAUUUUUAAUGAGGGGUAUGUACUAUUUUAAUGUCACUAGACCUGUUGUAUGUUUUUCAUUAAUGAUUGACACUUGCUUUGUAAGAACUGUCGGGAUGUUUAUGAUAAAAUAAAGUGAACACUUUGAGAAAUAA